Dreissena polymorpha is the source of this 456-nucleotide messenger RNA. RefSeq lists its product as uncharacterized. The record is from RefSeq and is a predicted model, not a curated record. The transcript is spliced from 4 exons. Bases 1 to 456 code for a protein of 151 amino acids. NCBI's taxonomy places the organism in Eukaryota, Metazoa, Mollusca, Bivalvia, Myida, Dreissenidae.
AUGUGGGUCCAAGGCAGCAAGCAAUUGAAUGCGAUAGUUGCCAAAAAUGGCAACACCGAACAUGCGAAACCGGUACGCAUUACACAAAAACAGUACUUAGCCGUCAUUCGCGGUGAAACGGACAUAACGUUUGUCUGCAAGCCUUGUUCAACGUCUGCACAGAACGGAACACAGGUGGGAUCCGAAGAAGUGGCGGCACUUGGCAAUGCGACCGAUGUCAUGGAGGCAGAAGACAAGCCUGUUAAUGAACAGAUUUCAACGUCUGCACAGAAUGUAACACAGGCGGGUUCCGAAGAAAAGACUGCACUUGGCAAUGCGACCGACGUCAUGGAUACAGAAGACACGCAUGUUAAUGAACAGGACAGCACUGGCCAGAUGGCGUUUAUUGGUCGAGGCAUUCUGGAGGCCUACAGUCCACCAGGGUGCAAUCGGGACUACGUGUGUAGCAUGUCGUAA